AGCAGCAUUCGAGUCAAAGGCCGCCUGAGACGGUUGGGGCAGAGAAGACGGACACGGAGGGGAUUAAAACCUGCCGGGGAUUUUCUUUUAUUUUUAACACAGAAUUCACACUGAGCUGUAAAAAAAUCGACGUGGGUCUACCGCCGAUAAACAGUCCAUCCGUACGAGAAUAAACAGCGAAUCAUGGAGGUUUCGUAAUCUUUCUCCCGACUCGUCCGCUGAGGAGACCGAGUUUCGUCGGUUGGGCAGCCAGGAAUUAGCUUAGCAUACCUUAGCUUAGCUUAGCCUAGCCGUGCUCCGCAGUACCGCCGACGCUCGCCGCGCGUUCCGACCGAGAUGAGUGUCGUCUGGCCCGGAUGCCCGCGGACUCUAGCGCGCUGAUCGGGAAGGCCUCAAAUGGGAAAGUCGAGCAUCGGGCGGGAAUACCGAGCAUAAUUCUGUAGAUGUAGCUCACAUUUGGAGAAGACGGUCGAUGACGACGCGAUGGAGGCGUGAAUGUGGUUUGGCGUGGCGAAAGCUGAACGAUGCCCAAGGGUGGGGGUUCUAAAACCCCCCAGCUGGAGGACUUCCCACUCAGCACCGACAUGGUGGAGAAGCAGGGUGGGAAGAAGGAUAAAGAUAAAGGCUCGUCAAACAAAACUCCUAAAUCAGACCGCAGCGAUGGCGUCAAAGAGAUGAAAGAGAAGGCUCCUAAGAGGAAGCUGCCCUUCACCGUCGGAGCCAAUGGAGACCAGAAAGAUUCUGACUCAGAAAAGCAAGGUCCGGAGCGGAAGCGUAAUAAAAAGGAGCCUACCAACUCCAGGAAGCCAAGCCUGCCAUUCGGGAUGGGCAUGCCAGGGAUCCGGGCUGGUUACCCGCUGUCAGAGCGGCAGCAGGUGGCUCUUCUUAUGCAGAUGACGGCAGAGGAGUCAGUAAACAGUCCAGACACAACACCAAAGCACCAGUCACAGUCGAAUCUGGGUCAGAAGGGAACGCCAAACUCUGCCUCAAAAACCAAAGACAAAGUGAAUAAGCGCAAUGAGAGAGGUGAGACGAGGCUGCAUCGGGCAGCCAUCCGCGGGGAGGUACGCCGCAUUAAGGAGCUCAUCAGUGAGGGAGCUGACGUGAAUGUAAAAGACUUUGCAGGCUGGACCGCACUGCACGAAGCAUGCAACAGAGGGUAUUAUGAUGUGGCUAAGCAGCUGCUGGCAGCAGGGGCCGAGGUCAACACCAAGGGCCUGGAUGAUGAUACUCCUCUACAUGAUGCGUCAAACAAUGGCCACUUCAAAGUGGUAAAGUUGCUCUUGCGAUAUGGAGGGGAUCCUUGUCAAAGCAACAGAAGAGGGGAGACACCUCUGAAGGUGGCAAACUCUCCAACCAUGCUCAAUCUGUUGCUAGGAAAAGGCACUUACACUUCUAGUGAGAGUUCGUCAGAGUCGUCAGAGGAGGAAGACGCCCCAUCGUUUGCCCCGUCCAGCUCCGUCGAUGGCAAUAACACAGACUCUGAGUUCGAGAAAGGCCUAAAGCUGAAAGGGAAGGCACUUGACCCGCCCAAAUCCACCACCACACCCGUCAAGGACGAAUACGAGUUUGACGAGGAUGACGAGGAGGAGCGUGUGCCGCCCGUGGACGACAAGCAUCUGCUGAAAAAAGAGUUCCGCAAGGAUACCGUCAGCAAGGCCAACAACUUCAUCUCUAUACCUAAGAUGGAGGUUAAAACUUAUUCCAAAAGCAACUCGCUCACACCAAAGAAGCCUGUGCGUCGGAUCCUGUCGGACAGCAACAGCUCAGAUGAGGAUGACCGGACGUUAUGUUUCACGCCCACACCCACGCCAAGGCAGCCUGCUGCUCAGACCAACAAGAGCAGGGACUCUGCAACACUGAGCUCUAAGCAGCAGAAAGAUAAAAGCAAAGUCAAGAAGAAGAGGAAGAAGGAGACAAAAAACAACGUCAGUAAGGAGGUGCGCUUCGGCAAAGUCAAUGACAAAUUCUGCACCUCAGACUCCGAGACGGGCGACAUGGAGAGUGAGGAUGACAAGAGCUCGAACUGCGUGAAGGACUCUUCUACUUUGAACCUUAAAGAAUCCUCUGUAUUCAGCUCUCUGUCCGCAUCCUCUUCAUCCUCCUCACAUGGGAGUUUGGGCUCACAGAAGCUCACACAGUCUUUGGCAGAACAGCACCCAAAGCAGUGGAGGACAGAUGGUUGGAAGACAGUGUCUUCCCCACCUUGGUCUGACGUCAGCUCCCUCUCAGACUCUGUCCGAACAAGGCUUUCCAGCGAGUCUGACUAUUCCUCCGCGGACUCCAGUGUUGAGUCUGUAAAGCAGGUGAAGAAAAAAGCGCAGGACAACAAGAAGAAAAACAAUACACAUGUCAGCGUGUUAGACAAAAAGAGCUCAGACUUUUACAAGAACUCAAAUGCAGAUGGAACGGUCUCGAAAACAGACAAAGACGGAAAAGUAUUGAAAAAACACAAAGUGAAACACAAACACAAAAACAAGGAGAAGGAAAAGGUUCCGAGUGUUGUGUUGAAUCAAGACAUGAAUGAAAAAUUCGUCAAGAGCUUCACAUUCGACUUUGAUGACUCUCGGCAAAAGUCCCUCAUUGUGGAGACGGAGUCGCCCUCUGAAAGUAAAGUCAAACUUUCCAAGCACGACAAAGAUCAUUUUAAGAAAGAGGACAGAUUAUCGAAAGGUAAAAGCGAAGACAAAGACUGGUCAGCGAAAGAGGUUCAGAGAGUAUCUAAGGAAGAGAAAUCCAAGAAAACAAAGGAGUCCAACAAGGAGAGGGCGAGCAAGGAGGAGAAAGACAAACCUCUGAAAACUGAAAAGGAGAAAGGCAUGAAGGACAAAGAAAAGCCAAAGGAGGAGCAACAGAAAUCCCACAAGGAGGAUAAAAAGAAAAAGUCCAAGGAUAAGUCUCUGAAAACAGACAAAAAGAGUGAACAAAAAGAGGAGAAACAUUUUAAAUCAGAAAAGGACAAAACUGGCAAAGAGGAAAAGUCAAAGAAAGAUAAGACCAUUAAGGAAGAGCCAGAUUAUGAGGAAUAUGACAUUAAAAAUCAUUUUUUAGAGGACACAAAGAUGAGCGCAUCAGAUGAUCAUGAUCGCUGGCCAUCAGACCUUUCGUCUGACAGCUCCCUCUAUGGCGAUGACAGUUGGGAUGCUCCCAUGAAAGAAUACAAAGCAAAUAAUUCUGUAAAACUCAUCGUGGAAACAAUGAAAGAAGAAAGCAGGGAUCGGAGAAAGGAAAACAAACUCAAAGACAAGAAGUCGGAGCAUGGAGACAAGCGCUCUGAGAAAGAAGCUACUUCCAAGAAGAAAGAGAAGGAGUCCUCCGAUAAGGGCAGUGAAAAGAAAAAAGACUGGACAGACAAGCAAAAGCUGAACUCCAAUCACUCGGAAAAGGAGAAGAAGCGAAAGGAAUCAACAGAAGGGGGUGUUAAAGAGAAAAAAGAAAAGGAGUCUGUUGACGGCAGCAGAGACAGAAAAGAUUCCUAUGAGUUCACCAAGGAGAGGAAAGACUCCAAAACAAAACAAGAAUGCCUGAGAGACGAGUAUGGGAGUGAGGCUUUAUUCAAAGACAAAUCAGAAAGCGAAGCUAACGCUAAGUCAGAUGCCAGGGAGAGAAACCACUCUGGAAAAGAAAAAGAGAAGAAAGGAGAUGGUGUCGAAAAGAAAGACAAACUAAAAGGCGAAAAGCACAAAGACAAGCCUAAAGACCGAAGUUUGGAGCAAGAUAAGGACAAACCUGAGAAAAACUCAGUUGAUAGGUCUUUGAAAGAAAAAGACAUUGAAAGAAGCUCCAAAGACAAAAAGGAUGGCACUAAAGAUAAACAUAAGGAUUCGCACAGUAAGGAUAAGGAGAGGAAGAUGUCAUCUGAGCAGAGUAAAGACAAGAAAGAAAAAAUAUCCCAAGACAAACAUUCAGAAAGGGAAAAGGAUUACCUCGAAUUCAAGAAGGAGGAGAAGAAGCCAGAAAAGGUGAGGGAGAAGACAUGGUAUAAAAUUGAGGAUAUUUUCACAGAUGAGAGUGAAGAUGAAAGCGACAGUUACAAUGGAGGGGUGGCAAAACUGAGCGAUUCGUUUGGACUAUUGGACUCCCACCGAAAAGAUUCCACGCCCGACAGAGACGAUCUAGAUCAUAUCUUAACAGAUAAACACAGGAAGUACUCUGGAGAGGGGAAACAACACUCCACAGAAAAACAAAAAGAUAAAGAGCAUAAAGAUAAAAAGAAAGAAAAGACUACCUUUGAUGCCGUAAAAGAGAGAAAAGGUUCCAUGGAUAAACACAAAGACAAGAAAGACAAGGAAUCAACUGAUGCAAAACACAAGGACCGCAAGGACAGGGCGUCUGUGGACUCAAAUCAGGACAAGAAAAACAAGCAGAAGCCUACAGACAAGAGAGAGACCACAGAGGAGAAGAAAAGCAAAUACAAAGAUAAGCCAGACCAUUUGAAAGACAGAAAACCCUCAAAGGGCAGUGGUGAAAACGAGAAAUCACUGCUUGAGAAACUGGAGGAGGAGGCCAUGAACGAUUACAAAGAUGACUCCAAUGAUAAAAACAGUGAGAUCUCAUCAGACAGCUUCACAGACAGGGGUCAUGAGCCAGUUUUAAACUUCUACGACUCAUCUAAUGACAUGACGGAGGACAGAAGAGAGUCACUGUCCAUUUCCAAUCCACAGGACAAGUUCAGAGAAAAAGAGAGGCAUAGACACUCCUCUUCCUCAUCGUCCAAAAAGAGUCACGAUAAAGAUAAGGACAAGGUCAAGAAAGAGAGAGCAGACAAGAGGGACAAAUCAGAGGAGCUCAGAGAGUCCUUUGGUCGCAGGGAGAGCUUACCUUUUGAGAAAGAGCCUAUGCCCCUGGAAGCUGACCCUUACACUUUUCCUUAUGGUUCUAAGGCUGAUGGAGAGGAUGACUUGGAUAAAACUCUGGAGUUUGAGAAGGAGAUGUCCAAAAAGGACAAGAUGAAUAGCGUCAUUAGCAGUGAAAAGAUCAAAGAGAAGAAGAAGAAAGAGAAACAUAAGGAAAAAGUAAAGGAGGAGAAACAUAAAUACUCGGAUGGCUUCGGGUCUUUCAGACACUCCAAAGAAGAUCAGAAAACUGGACUUAAAGAAAGCCCUCAAGUCACAAGUUUAAAGGACAAGUCUAAAGAAGAUGGUCUAAAAUUUGAUGGCAAGAAUAAGGACCGAAAUAGAGAUAUCACAGAUAAAGACAGGUCAGAUUAUAACAAGGCCAAGGCCAAAGAUGAGAAUGACAAGCUCAGCCAGUCAAAAGACACGGCAAGGAAAGACUCUCGACCACGUGAGCUUUUGGUUGAUGGUGAUCUCAGACUAACAAGCUUUGGUAAAAUGCUUAGUCAAAAAGACCAGGAAAUUGAAGAACGCCAUAAGAGGCACAAAGAGAGGAUGAAACAGAUGGAGAAACUGAGGCAUAGAUCAGGCGAUCCAAAGCUUAAAGACAAGACCAAGUCCAGUGAGGAUCUGAAAAAGAGCCGUGGCGAACUUUCGUCUAAGAAGUCAAGCUCGUUAGAAUCUGCUCUUAAAGAAAAGAAACUCAAAGACGUUAGCCUUCCUGCCCAGAUGAUGUCUCCUGAUAGGAAGUCGCAGCCUAUAGACAGCCAGACCUCAAAAGACUGGCUAGCAGGCCACCAGAUGAAGGAAAAUCUCCCUGCAUCUCCACGACCUGACCAGAAUAGGCCAACGGGGGUUCCCACUCCUACAUCAGUCAUUUCAUGUCCAAGCUUUGAGGAAGUGAUGCAAACUCCCCGUACACCAUCCUGCAGUGCGGAGGACUACCCGGAUAUCAUGUUUGAUGGACUAGACUGUCAGAACUCUUCAGCAAUGACAAUGUCCAUGAAUGCCUGCUCCCCAUCAUUCUUCGAUAGAUACUCCUCCCAGAACUCAUCCCAUAGUUUCCAGGAAGGAACAUGUAUCACGCCAGCAAAGAAUAUGCAGUUACCUCUUGUGAGUCGAUCAGUCACCUCUGAGGUUAGAAGACCUCUUGAAGAGGAGUUCAAAGCAGAAGCUGACAAGUUUCUGAGGCAACAAAGUGCACCGUCAGCUGAAUUUGAGUCCUCUGCCUCGCAUCUUCCUGAUGACAAAAUUCCAAUGGACAGACUUGACUGCGUCUCAUCCCCAUACUUCUCCCCUCACAUUGGUGUGCUGUCUCCAAGGCCUGACUCAUCGCAGCCUGUGACAGAGAGAGCUUCUGCUCCAAAUGCUGGUAAUGAUGCCAGUGAACUCCCUCCAGAGAGCAUGUUUAACAACUACCUGAUGAAGCCUUCAACUCCAGUCCACAGACCUGACCCUCAAGAGCCAUGUCUGGACAUAGCUGCCCCUCCAACACCAGCCCCUGCAGCUCUGCCUCCCAUGGACAUUGAUGACUUGUCUGAACCACAUCAGAGUGAGCCCAGUUUAUUGCCAUCUGAUCCAGUGAGCGGCAGUGAAUAUCUACCGCCUCUUGUAGAGGAUGAGGAGGAGGAAGAUGAUGAUGAGAAUGAGGAUGAGGAGGAAGAUGAUGAAGAGGAGGAUAAUGCAGAAGAAGCAUCUGAAUCUCAUAUUGUGUCAGAUCAGGCCAUGCAGUCUGUAGAUGAUCCCACUUAUUCACUUGGAAUUGAAGAGUCUGCCAGAAAGACUUGGGUUGAAUCUCCAGACCGCAGAGAGCCUGAAGUUCUUCCCUUGACGCCCAUUAAUCCUCAGGAUAACCUCAUGGAAAACUCUUGCGAUCAGUCGGAAGAGUGGAAUUCAGCAGGGCUUAUGAAAUCACCUCAUGAAAGUUAUGGAGAAGUUGAAGCUGCUGUUUCAAAGAUCAGCAGUCCAUAUUCACACUCUGACUGUGAGCUGCAACAUAUCCCUACAGCAUUAUCUGUCCAUCCUUCCGUGACGCCUCCUUAUCCCACAUAUUCCAGGUCGUACUGUCCCUCACAAAUAUCAGAGACACAUUAUGAGAUGCAGAAAGACGGUGUAGAGGAUAUUUCGUCACCACCAAGACCUGUAACAGAGCCUGUGGACUCAGAAGUAAACUUCAUCCCACCGUCCUCAACUCGACUCGAGACCUUUUUUACGGAUAUUAAACCCCAUGUUGAGGAGAAUCAAAUGGAUGUAGAACCACCUUGCAUGCCACAAGAGAAUAGAGAAGAACCCAUCAGUUACACGCCUGAGAGCAACAUUGCCCCAUCAGUAAGCCGAGAGUCUCACUGGCCAGACCCAUUCUCUGCUGCCGUUGAUGAACUAGAUGACCUAGGUUCCUUCUCUUUGCCAGACCUUCAAUUCCAAGAGAAAGAGGUGCAGGAGCCUGAAAUCACAGCCCCAGAGAUGCCAGAGAGCAAGCAUCCACCUCCACAAAUAAGACCAAUGGCUAUGGAAACAAACAAGGAACUUGGGGUAAUGGACAUUGGCUUGCCCAGUUUGACCAAAGCCCCGUGUUCUCCUGCAAUUAUUCCUCCUUCUGAGCCUUCUCAGGAUUUGGUGCCUCCUGCCCAUGAGGAGAGCUACAGACCACAGCAUGAGCUAGAGCCCGAACCAGAGCCUCAGAACAUUCAAGAUGUUCCCUCUAUGAAAGAACAGAGCCAAGAAGACGUGUGCACAUUCAGCGAGAGGGAUGAGGGUGACGGUAACGUGUAUUCAGCUACUGAUGGAGAGAAUGAACAGGAAUACAGACAGAAAGAUACAGCCCCUGAAAUUCUGACGCCAGUUUCGGUAGCGCAGUGUUUGGAACCGCUGGCACCUUUGAAAGCAGAUCAGAUUGUACCGACCCCAGUAGUAGCUUUGGGUCGCGCCUGCAGUCCCCGCCCUGCUGCUCCAGUCUUGGUUGUCACGUCGUCUAGCACCACCCAAAUGUCAGAGGCACUGGAGACAACAGCCAAAAUGCCAGUAGCCACAGCAAUGUCUGAGGCCCCCAAGAAGGUUGAGGAGAUACCUCAAAGGAUAACUCGGAAUAGAGCUCAGAUGCUGGCCAAUCAGAGCAAGCAGAGCACUGCAGCGAGCCCUGCAAGUGUCACAUCAUCGGCCGCUUCCUCUCCUGUCACCACGAGUGUCACCAACAGCUCUCUUUCCUCCCUUACCCCUGGAGAGAAGGAGAAAGAGAGAGAGUCCUUCAACACCCAGACUUCCACCCCAGCAACACCUGCUCUCGUCACCAAAAGUAAAGGACGAAACGUCGAGGAAGAGGACGGCCAGGCGCAACAUCCACGCAAACGGAAGUUUCAGAAGUCAGGUCCGCAGCAAGUGCAGGUCCAACUCGUCAACACAGCGAUGCAGCAAACACGGGAGAUGAUUCAGCAGACUCUGGCGGUCAUAGUAAAUGCCAUCAAGCUGGAUGAAAUCGAGCCCUACCACAGUGACCGCUCCAACCCUUAUUUCGAGUACCUGCAGAUUCGGAAAAAGAUUGAAGAGAAGCGGAAGAUUCUUUGUUACAUAACACCGCAAGCUCCCCAGUGCUAUGCGGAGUAUGUGACGUACACCGGCUCCUACCUGCUUGAUGGCAAACCUCUGAGCAAACUGCAUAUUCCAGUGAUUGCUCCACCUCCAUCUUUGUCAGAACCCUUGAAGGAGCUCUUCAGACAGCAGGAGGCAGUGAGAGGGAAGUUGCGACUGCAGCACAGCAUUGAACGAGAAAAGCUGAUUGUGUCUUGUGAGCAAGAGGUACUGCGAGUUCAUUGCAGAGCAGCUAGAACCAUUGCUAAUCAGGCUGUCCCGUUCAGUGCUUGCACCAUGUUGCUGGAUUCCGAGGUCUACAAUAUGCCAUCGGAAAGCCAGGGGGAUGAAAAUAAGUCUGUGAGAGAUCGGUUCAACGCUCGACAGUUUAUUUCUUGGAUCCAAGACGUGGAUGACAAGUAUGACCGCAUGAAGACGUGUUUGCUGAUGCGACAGCAGCAUGAGGCUGCCGCUCUGAAUGCAGUGCAGAGGAUGGAGUGGCAACUCAAGAUGCAGGAGCUGGACCCUGCUGGACACAAAUCCCUGUGCGUCAACGAGGUCCCUUCCUUUUACGUGCCAAUGGUUGACGUCAACGAUGACUUCGUACUGUUGCCUGCGUGACACGAACACACGGACGCAGGGUGUGCGGUCUAAAAUUCUCAUCUUUCAAAGAGACAACAGACAGCAAGUUCGGUAAGGGCUAGCCGGUUUGAAGAGAAGAUUUCUUUGAGGAGAAUACAUAUAUAUAUUAUAUAGAAAAAGUUAAAAAAAUUAAAAAUCGUCCCCUUCCGUCAGAAGAGGGAGCAUCUUUUUACCGGGGGAAAAAACACAACUUGCACUUUCAUCCUUCAAGUUUGUAUGCUUUUGUUUGGGAUUUAAGAAGCAACACUGAUUUGCUUUGAACCUCACCCACCCGCUCCCCUACCGGCUGAUGUGGGUGAGAAUGAAACGGGGAGAGGAAAAAGUGUUUUUCUUCGUUUUAGAUCCCCUUAAACUAAAUUACAACAAGAUGGGUGGGUUGAGACGGGCUCCUCCACCUUUGUCCUUCAGAAUCAGGGACAGAAGGCACGACGGUGAUCUCGAGAGUGCCGAACAGAAACGAGUUGCGGGCACCGCGAGGUGCGGCCGUGGAAAUAAGAGACCCGAAAAAAGGGGUGCCAGAGGAACGCUUGAACAUCCAUUCCUACAGCAAGAUGCUAGGACCAGGAUCUCUCAUGGCCACAGCAGAGGAGAGCAUGGCUCCCUGCUGACCACAGCGCCCCACGCAGCCCCAGACCAGGGCAGCCGGCCGCAGAGCAAAGGCAGAGUGGCAGGGCUCGGGGAGAGUCUGCCUUCAGCACCAGGGCAUCCACAGACAGCAUGACACCCAGGAUGCCCUCAGAUACAGGGCAAAGGAGCGCCUGAUUCU
Colossoma macropomum (tambaqui) is the source of this 9807-nucleotide messenger RNA. RefSeq names its product ankyrin repeat domain 11 (gene ankrd11). Lineage: Eukaryota; Metazoa; Chordata; Actinopteri; Characiformes; Serrasalmidae. The record is from RefSeq and is a predicted model, not a curated record. Gene Ontology annotation, biological process: anatomical structure morphogenesis. Gene Ontology annotation, molecular function: protein binding. The coding region runs from base 525 to 9020 and encodes 2831 amino acids. Gene Ontology annotation, cellular component: nucleus. The transcript has 12 exons.